AUGGCAGUAGCGCGCGGACGACUUCACGACCACCCGAACCUCCCCCCUCUGCCGCACGUCCAUGACGAACGCAUCGAGAACCAGAUCUUCACGCACAGGAGCCUCUUCGGUCGUCCGACGCAUGUCUUCGAGGACAGGGCGGACGACUUAGCGCCCGACAACGAGAAGUUCGAGCACCUCGGGGACACCGUCCUGGGUCUUGUCGUGACCACGCAGAUCCAGCAGAUGUACCCUGGACUGCGCGUAGGCCCAUCUACGAAAAUCAGGGCCCUCGUCGUGGGUAAUCAGAACCUAGCCGCUAUCUCCGUCAAGUACAAGCUGCCUGAGCGUCUGAAGGUGCAUGCAGCCCAGGUGGUAUCACUCAAAGCAUCCGUAAAUGUGCAGGCGGACCUCUUCGAGGCAUACGUUGGUGGCCUGUUCCUCCACCGCGGCCUCUCGGUCGUGGAGGCCUGGCUGAAGCCGCUCUUCCGCCCGUACAUCAUCUGCGCCUACGAGCAGGUGCGUCAGCACCACACCGUCACCCGCCCGUUCCACACGCGCGCCGGAUCGUCCAUGGACAGCACGGACCUGCCCAUGUCCGUCGAGGACGCGCGCGGCAGCCCGACCGCCGGCCACCUCGCGCUCUUCAACCAGCACCUCUCGCGCAACAACCGCGAGGUCGAGUGGAUCUACUUCGACGGGUCGAGUGAGCCGGACAUGCAGGUUCUCUCCUCUAAGUUCACCGACCUCGACAUCGGGAGCGAGCGCGGGUCGAAGACCACCCCGCUGUGGUUCGUCGAGGUCCGGGUGGACAGUACGUCCUACGGUCUGGGUCGCGGGAACACGAAGAAGUCCGCCCGCAACGAGGCUGCCAAGGUCGGCCUUGCGCAGUUGGGCAUUGCGGUCUGGUCAGCUGCUCUUGUUGGUUGA
Schizophyllum commune H4-8 is the source of this 909-nucleotide messenger RNA. Its product is annotated as ribonuclease III. Bases 1 to 909 code for a protein of 302 amino acids. Gene Ontology annotation, molecular function: ribonuclease III activity. NCBI's taxonomy places the organism in Eukaryota, Fungi, Basidiomycota, Agaricomycetes, Agaricales, Schizophyllaceae. Gene Ontology annotation, biological process: RNA processing. The transcript is spliced from 8 exons. The record is from RefSeq and is a predicted model, not a curated record.